UGGCACUGCCUGUUAACUCGGUAUUUCCUUCUCUUUUACACCUGUCUGUUCGUCUCCAUGGUGUCAAGUCAUGGGGUUUAGGAGAGGAAACAGAACAACACCCUGUUUGGCAAUCAGAACAGUUGCAAUGAAUGUACUCAGCUUUCACAAACUUGCAACUUAAUGAAGCAAAUAAUUUAAAGCCUGAUAAAGAGUAAUUUCAAAAUGUGUACACAUAUGCAAAUGCAAUACUCUAAAGAAGUAAUUCACAAAAGUAAAUAAUUUUGCACUGUCAUUCAUGUUGAGAUGCAAGACAAAAGAUAAAGCUGAUCUAUUUGUUUGAUACAUUGCAAUGGAAAUGUAUCCCAGCACUGCUGUGAAAACAGGACCAUCAGUACAUGUGCUGGUCAGCAAAGCGCUAUCUGGAAAUCAGUGAUAAAGUUUAUUGCCUUGAUGAGCAAGUCUUCUGCCACCUGGGAUUCAGAUAAAAAAUCAUAUCCCUCUAUAUUAAAUACGACCUGUCAGACUAAGAACAGAACAAUGAAUAUGGACUCUUUUCUACCCCACUGUCUGAUAUAGAACCUUUUCAGUGUUCCUAUCUCUUCAGUGUUCAGCUGAAUUUGCUAGUUUUCAGUCUUUAAACCAGUGAAAGUCAUGUUGAUACACCAUGUAUUUCUUUUUUUCUGGUUUGCUUCUGCUUCUACUGUUUGUUUGUUUGUUUUAUUUUACUUCUGCUUCUUUUUGUUGGCCUUACAGAUGCUGUUAUUUAGAGGUAUGCCAGAGGAAAAAUAUCUCCCAAGAAAAAAAUAUCAAAGAUGAUGUGAAGCAAUUACUGCUUUCCUUCUGCAUCACCCAGUGUUACUAGAAUUCAUCUGAAAUUGUGAUUACUAUCAGCUUCCUGCUUACUGGGAGAUGUCAGCAGUUGGAAUGGCGUCCUCCUGUUCCUGUCUCCGUCCUAGUGUAUGGCUGCUGAAACGAGGAAUCCAGAAGGCAAGCUCCUUUGGCUUACAUAUGGCAGCCAGGUGUGCUGCCAAGGAUUACUACGAAGUACUUGUGUUGGGUGGAGGUGCUGGUGGAAUCGCCAUGACUGCUCGGAUGAAGAGGAAAGUAGGGGCAGAAAAUGUGGCUGUUGUUGAGCCAAGUAAGACUCAUUACUAUCAGCCACUGUGGACCCUGGUUGGUGGUGGUGCAAAGCAGCUAGAAACUUCUGCGCGUCCAACAGGAAGUGUAAUGCCAGCAGGUGUUGAGUGGAUCCAAUCUCAAGUCACAGCAUUAGAUCCAGAUAAGAACUGUGUCUAUGUGGAGAAUGGCAGCAAGAUAUCUUACAAGUACCUGAUAAUUGCCCUUGGGAUUAGUCUGCAUUACGAAAAGAUCAAAGGCUUGCCUGAAGGUUUUCAUCACCCUAAAAUAGGUUCCAAUUAUUCAGUGCAUACAGUAGAGAAAACAUGGAAAGCUGUACAAGAUUUUAAGGAGGGAAAUGCUAUCUUCACUUUUCCAAACACUCCAGUGAAGUGUGCAGGGGCUCCUCAGAAGAUCAUGUAUUUAUCAGAGGCCUACUGGAGGAAAACAGGAAAACGGUCCAAAGCAAACAUAAUGUUCAACACUUCACUUGGUGUCAUUUUUGGUGUUAAGAAGUAUGCUGAUGCAUUGCUUGAAAUAAUAAAGGAGAGGGAUAUCACUGUUAACUAUAAGCGCAAUCUCAUAGAAGUUCGAGCAGACAAGCAGGAAGCUGUGUUUGAAAACCUGGACAAGCCCGGAGUGACUGAAGUUCAUCAGUAUGAAAUGCUUCAUGUCACACCCCCCAUGGGGCCACCUGAUGUACUCGUCAACAGUUGUGUCUCAGAUGAAGUUGGCUGGGUGGAUGUAGAUAAGGAAACUCUACAACAUAAAAAGUACCCUAAUGUGUUUGGCAUUGGAGACUGCACCAACCUUCCAACUUCCAAAACUGCUGCAGCCGUAGCUGCCCAGUCUGGAGUGCUUGACAGAACUAUUUCCCUGGUAAUGAAGAACCAGUUGCCAACUAAAAAGUAUGAUGGAUAUACUUCCUGCCCGCUAGUAACAGGCUACAACAAGGUCAUUCUAGCAGAAUUUGACUACAACGCUCAGCCAUUGGAGACCUUUCCCCUCGACCAGAGUAAGGAGAGAGUAACCAUGUACCAUAUGAAAGCUGAUAUGAUGCCUUUUCUCUAUUGGAAUGCACUACUCAAGGGAUAUUGGGGAGGACCAGCUCCUAUCAGGAAGCUUAUGCAUCUGGGCUUGAAGUGACUGCUGCCCGGUGAGUCCUUUUAGAAGGGCUGUUCUCACAGCGGAUCAGUACACAGCUUCCCUAAUGGGCCACCUAGUACUGGUUUGUGUUUUCUUAAAUCAAGCUUUUGUCGUAAAGUCACUUCUUCCCUUACUAGGGAUUAAGCCUUCAUAUUCUUUCACUGCUUUUCUAAAUGAACCAAGGCCUUAAACUUCUUCUCUACAUAGACAGGAGUGUGAAGUUGCCUCAAGCUACUGAACACUACUGAAAUUGUCUAGAAACAUCAGUAAUUUUAAAGCUGUUGUGUAUUUAAGAUCUUUUCCAACUUUAAACUGAAUUGUCGUCAUUCAAGAUCAAUGUGUACACUGAAUUUAACAGAAUAAUUCGAUGCUAGUAAAAUGGCCUGAAAACA
Melopsittacus undulatus (budgerigar) is the source of this 2636-nucleotide messenger RNA. It is a transcript of the gene SQOR, whose product is annotated as sulfide quinone oxidoreductase. The record is from RefSeq and is a predicted model, not a curated record. The transcript is spliced from 10 exons. Gene Ontology annotation, cellular component: mitochondrion. Gene Ontology annotation, molecular function: sulfide:quinone oxidoreductase activity; FAD binding. Bases 892 to 2244 code for a protein of 450 amino acids. Lineage: Eukaryota; Metazoa; Chordata; Aves; Psittaciformes; Psittaculidae.